Bipolaris maydis ATCC 48331 is the source of this 969-nucleotide messenger RNA. RefSeq lists its product as uncharacterized. Gene Ontology annotation, biological process: mycotoxin biosynthetic process. The record is from RefSeq and is a predicted model, not a curated record. Lineage: Eukaryota; Fungi; Ascomycota; Dothideomycetes; Pleosporales; Pleosporaceae.
AUGCCGAGCUGUCUGACAAUUUUUGUGGGCCCGGAGUCAAUCCUAGUACCUCUCAUCGAGAAGGAUGGCAUGCUGGAUAGUCUCCACAACGCUAAGCUUUAUCCCGGUAUGCAUGGGCAUGAGAACCGUCUUGGCAUUUUUCGCGACAAGGAUGACAUUCCUACUAAUAGUGUGCUUGUAUCGCUGGCGCGUGAGCUUGGUCACCAAGCUAAUGAUGAGCUAGAUUCGACAGUCGACAAGGAAGAUGUUGCUUCUACUCUACGUCAGCGACGCUGGUCACUAAAAAUUAUUUUCACCUUCUCCUUAUUCGGCUUCAUCACAGCUGGUUCUCUCUUCGUCGCCAUCUACCAGAUGUUCCGUCCCAGCUCAUCUACACUCUUGUCUCCCGAUAGUUUCUUCCCUACCUUUCCAAAUGUCCGCAUGAAGUUUGUAGAAGGCGAAGACAACGAUUUCAUGCGAUUUGAUGAAGUAGGUGAUGCGGCGUGGAAUGACAUGAUUCCAAAUGGCGCCGGUUACGUAAGGGUGGACAAUCCUCGUCAGUACGAUAUGGAAUCCAGUGUACCCUAUGGCAAGGGAACAGAAGAUGCAGAGGUAUAUCAAGCAUCCGUGGUACACCAAUUACAUUGCCUAGGUACACUACGGCUCGUCCUUGCUGCUUAUGCUCGACAUGAGCGUCUAGAGAAUUAUUAUGAUAGCGAUGCUCACAUGCGCCACUGCCUCAAUAUCUUGCGACAAGGCAUUAUCUGUGCAUCUGAUACUACGCUAGCAUUUUCAAAACCAACGGGAAAAACCAAGGAUGGUCUGUUCACUGCAAAAUUCAACAACAUUGGAACGGUUCACACAUGCCGUAGCUGGGACGCUGUGCAGGAGUUUCUAGUUGAACAUCGAGCAAUGGAUUGGAAUGGAACAGUUGGGACUACAUGAGUAUACAAUUAAUUCAGAGAAUCUAUUGCAUUAUUAAACACAACC